This is a messenger RNA of Aaosphaeria arxii CBS 175.79, 1880 nucleotides long. Its product is annotated as bicyclomycin resistance protein. Bases 63 to 1517 code for a protein of 484 amino acids. The record is from RefSeq and is a predicted model, not a curated record. NCBI's taxonomy places the organism in Eukaryota, Fungi, Ascomycota, Dothideomycetes, Pleosporales. Gene Ontology annotation, biological process: transmembrane transport; spermidine transport; spermine transport. Gene Ontology annotation, molecular function: spermine transmembrane transporter activity; spermidine transmembrane transporter activity. The transcript has a single exon.
GAAGACCACGACAUUGACUCGAAUUCGAAUAGAAGUUCGUGCUUUUUCUUUGUUGGCUCGUAAUGGUUUUACAAAUAGCUAUUACCACUCAUCAUGAGCACAGCUCUCCGACUGUUUCCUUCCCGAAUUUGCUGUUGGAGUGGGACCGCCAUCCAGGAAAUGCGCGCAAUUGGAGUACCUUCCGGAAAGUUUACACUAUUGCGAUAGUUUCGGUCAUCGGCUUCGUUUCUACCAUUGCUACAUCCAUGUACUCUCCCGGGCACCAGGACGUCGCACGCGAGUUUGGUGUGUCUGAAACAAUGGCGAUGCUACCUUUGUCAUUCUACGCCUUGGGCCUGGCCUUCGGGCCCAUGCUGGGAUCCCCCAUGAGCGAAACAUUUGGUCGCAAGAUCGUUUACCUUUCUACGAUACCUGCUUUUGCAAUGUUCAUCUUGGGGUCGGGAUUGUCCAAAAGCAUAGCAAGUCUCUGCGUGUGCAGAUUCUUCGCAGGCUUCUUUGCAGCACCUGGGGUCAGCAUCGCAACGGCGACCAUCGCAGACACUGUAGCACCAGAUGGCAGAGGGGUGCCUCUAGCAAUAUACUUCACCAUGCCUUUCGUUGGAUCACUCUUGGGACCCGUGAUAGGGGGACUUGUGUCGGAGUGGAAAGGUUGGCGAUGGACUCAAUGGACGACACUCUUCUUCGCAGCCACAGCCUUCCCGCUGCUUGGAUUCGUCCAUGAAUCGUAUCGUGGGGUACUGCUCCAGCGCAUUGCAAAGAGAGAGGGAAUAGGGAGUUCCGAGCAUUCAAAGAAAUUAUCUAAUUCUUUGAGAGCCUUCUUUACCAAGACAGUCUCCCGGCCUGUACACAUGCUUUUCACUGAGCCCAUCGUGGGAUUCGUAUGUCUGUACUGCUCGUUCCAAUUUGCGCUCCUAUACACUUUUAUUGUCGGCAUGCCUUAUGUAUUCUCUCAUACCUACGGCUUCUCUGCCAUGCAGCAGAGUCUCUCGUUCCUCGGUCUCACGAUCGGGGCUAUCCUCGCCGGCAUCACACUCGUCAUCAUGGAUUACUACGUUUACCAAUCCAUUCACCGAAGGUUCCGCGUCGCCACUCCAAAUGGAUUCUUCCCGCCAGAACAUCGACUCUACCCCGCUAUGCUCGGGUCCUGCCUGCUUCCAAUCGGACUAUUCUUCUUCGCUUGGACUGCACGGUCCGAUGUGACAUGGGUAGUCUCGCUCCUCGCUCAGUGCGUCACUAUGCUUGGUUCGAUUCUUGCAUACGUUAGCGUUAACAUGUACAUGCUUGACACUUAUGGCCCACUUUACGGUGCUUCGGCGGCUGGUGCAAGCAGUCUCGCCAGAUAUGUUUUAACAGCUUGCUUUCCGUUGUUCACACUGCAUAUGUAUAAGAGCCUCGGGACGAAUUGGACGGCGAGCUUGUUAGGAUUUUGUACUUUGGCUAUGGCCCCAAUACCUUUGGUGUUCUGGAAAUGGGGAGCAAGGUUGAGGGCGAGAAGCUGCUAUGAGAUGGAACUGUGAAUCGUCGGUGUUAGUUGAUAAAGUGCUCUAGGUACAUUGAAAAAUCCUUUGCUUUUGAUCACUUUGUCACUUUAACAGAAUUCUCAAAUAAAAGUAUUCCUCGCUAGGAAACCUAUUAAUGGAAAUAAAUGAGGAGUUUUGAUAAAAUCUUGACCGAUAUUAUGCAAGGCAAUUAAACUUGUAUAGGCACUGAUUACUUCCUCUUUUCAGCUUUGAUGGCGAAUUGUUGUUAUGUACGACGUUUGAUCGGAUCGCUGGGAUUAGGACAUCGUGCGAGGGGACUGUUGAUGGCAGGCUGCGGCAAUGGGAGAAGUUGAAUAGACGCACCAUUGGAUAACUGAAAAAUAAAAAGAAAUCAUUGAA